Zeugodacus cucurbitae (melon fly) is the source of this 15501-nucleotide messenger RNA. RefSeq lists its product as uncharacterized. The record is from RefSeq and is a predicted model, not a curated record. NCBI's taxonomy places the organism in Eukaryota, Metazoa, Arthropoda, Insecta, Diptera, Tephritidae. The transcript is spliced from 2 exons. Bases 2147 to 3532 code for a protein of 461 amino acids.
GUACACACACAGUUAUAUAUGUGUGUAUAUAUAAUUUAUUUUGGCAUACAUGCAAUACCAGAGCGAACAAGAGAUUUCCUUACGAAUUAUGUAUUACAUACAAAUGGACAUAUGUACAAAAGGCAUACAUUGAUCCGGAGAAGUUAGCAAAAAUUAAAAAAAAAAAAAUCAAAUAAAUUAAAAAAUAAAAACAUUAAUAUUGUAACCCCUGGCAUUUGAACGCAGCAUACGCAUUCCAACAUGCAGGCAUAUACUUAUGUAUGAAUAUAACUAAUUUUCAUAUAUAUGCAGACAUAUACAUAUGAAUAUACAUAACUAAUUUUAUUUUGAAUACACCUCUGCUUGAAUUUGGCCCCUGGGUUACACCAAACCCAAUUUGUUAAAUAUUAAAGCUUUUAAUUUAAUGAAAUUGAGUAUACAAGUGCAAACUUGUCUAACAGCCUUUUCGCACAGAAUUUAUUUGUUCAAUUAACCGACUUUGCUCGAUUUACCAUACAAACAAAUAUCAUUUUUCUACAUUAAUUUUUAAUCGAUUACAAAUAGAUUUACCAACCAAAAAAUCUCAUUUUUUCGACAAUAAUUUUUAAUCGAUUACAAAUUUAGUAGAAAAUGCGUUGCAGCACUGUGGGUUGUUGUCUACUCUGUAAAUUUGGCUGUGUUUAUUGAUCAACUAGCAACCAAAUUACCAACUACUUUUGAACAGCAAAAACAAAAAUGUAUAACAGCUGAUCGUUAAUCGAGUGGCCGGCAACGCGAAGUGCAAAUACUGGUUUCUCAAUUAUAAACUUCAUGUAUUCAAUUAAUUUGGCUAUGCGAAAAGUCUAUAAAGGCGGUUUAUAUCUGUAUAUUUCAUAUUGUUAUAUCAAAAGGUGCCAAGAGUGCGUGGAAAUAUAUGGUAGCCAUGCAAGAAUGAUAGAAGACAAGAUUACGACAGGCGUUUACAGUUAGCUUUUUAGGGUUUUGAGUUCCUGUUGAGUGACUACUUUCACGACCCCGAACACGCGAGCAUAACAAAAUUGCACGGUGGUACAAAACAAUAAAACCAAAACAAAGAGCUGAAGUCAAGGCUAGUGCUUAAUUAUUAUUUAAAAUUCUAAGUGAAAAAUGUAUUAAUUUGAAAAAGAAGUCCGCAAUGGCGGAAUUAAACAACAAUAGUACAAAAAAAUCGUCUAUAAAGAAUUUUUUUCACUUUUCCAACCAACAAUAAAGUUGUCAAAAUGGCGAACUUUUCGUAACAAAACAUAUAAUUUUAAUUAUAAAUAUGCAUUAUUAUAUUGGAACAUUUUAUAAAUGAAGAUUUUAAGAAUUACGUUCAUUGUGAUAUUUUAUCUGCACAUUAUUCAAUUUGGUUCACUAUGUUUCACAUUUCCGUUUUCCAUUUGACAAUUCUUCUGUUGCCUCUUCCCAUUCGUGGGUCGUGAACGCUUCAGCCUGUCGUAAUCUUGUCUUCUAUCAUUCUUGGUAGCCAUGUUUAUUUAUAAGCAGACAACUAACGUAAUACACAUCUCAGAAUGGACCGGACAUGAAUAUGUUACUCCCAAGAAAGAGAGAGAGAGCAUUUCCGAAAAUUUUGCUUUCAAACUAUUUGUUUCACUCAGUCACUGAAUAAAUAAGCGCUAAGGCCGGCGGAAACGAAAAUCAAAUAUUCGGAUCAAAUAAAAUCUAUAAGGAUAAUAAAUUACAUAAUACUCAUAUACAGAAUCGCUUCAUAACUUUUCAAGAAAUCAUGUCCACUGACUUCAAAAUUUGAGAUAAGCCCGAUUAAAGUUUUACAUUCAUAUUGACGUGGUGUGAUGAUAGGAUUUUCCUUCUAUAUCUUGAAAUUUUAAUCGUAUCUAUUUCAUAAUUUGGUCGACGGAAUUCCUCUUGGCUAUCCCUCCGCGCGGGUGUCGACUGGGCAAUGGGUGGCGUUGCUUGCACGGUGGUGGUCUCUAGCUGUCUAUGGACAGGCUAAGCCACUGCAUUGCAGGCGGGCGUCACCUAGCUAAGGCUGUUGUAAUCCCUCAUUCACCUCGUCAUGGUGGUCAGCUCCACAUGCAACCUCAUGAGGGGGUGGAUGAGGGUUUACAUUGGCCAUUGCUAAGACGUACCUGGCGUCAGGUAUAAAACGCUAGGGGUAGAGUCCCCCGAAUUUCUAAAAAUCGACAUGGAGGACAAGAAAAAAGAAGAAGAGCGGGCUAGGAUAUUAGCCCAAACGUCAGUGGGAGGCGUGGCUGUUACCACCGGCGGGCACAGCGAGAUUUCGAGCUGUGUCGCCAGCGGCCGCACCUCUACUGCAGCGGGAGCAGGUUGCAGUGGUUGUACUGUUACUGCCAAACCAACUCUACGUCGCACCGGUGACGCAGUCCACGAAGACUCGGACCAGGAAAUCGCCGUAAGUAUAAAUACGGAUAAGGAGGAUGAACUUCUUCGCUCUCCGGAGCUAUCGACCGAGGGUUCCAACUCUGGCAACAAGAGAGGGCCCCGGAAGAAGCCAAGCAAGGAGGGGUUGAAGGCAAAGGCGCGAUAUACAGCGGCGGUCGGGAUUUGCAACCGACACGAAGGCAAGCCUAACCUGAAGGAGGAGGAAGAGAAAAGGUUGGCUUGGGCCAGAGAAGAGGUAAAGAACGGCCGAGCUCACUUCGCCACUCGUAAUUGGUGCAAUGCUUCAGACCCAGCGUUUGCGAAUCGCAUUGAGGAGCAUAUUGCGGAGAAGAGGCAGCGCUCUACGGAGGGUGAAACGAAGGCACCAACAAAAAGGAGGAGAUGCAAAGACGAAGCUGAGAAGCUAGACGUCAGGCAUACGGACGAGAAGCCGACAACGUCCAAAGCAGCGGCGGCGGUCAAUGAGAUUGCGAGGCGACACUUGAUCGUUGCGCUCAUCGAUCGCAGCAACCCGCUGGGACAGAUGUCACAAGAGCGGUGGAAAACAGUGGAGAUGAAGCUGUUGGAAGCCCUCUUCGCACGGAUGGACUCCGAUCCAAGCGCACCCAUGCCAACUUUCGAUGGAGCGGGGUGGCUUGGGGGGGUCAACAUCCUGAAAUGUAAAGACGAGCCGUCGUUGACCUGGGUGAAGGAGGCUGUAAAAACGCUUCCGAACCUAUGGGAAAACGCCAAAUUGGAGGUGGUAGACCGUAGCAGCAUUCCUUCGGUGCCCAAAGCGAAGGUUAUUAUACCUAGGGUGGUAGACCCGAAUCAUGCUCUGCGGUUACUACAAAGACAAAACCCGGACGUGCCGACUAGCGACUGGAGGGUACUAAGCGUGGCGAAAUCUUCAAACGAAGACGGAGGCCAAAGCUACAUCCUCCAGAUUAAUAAUGCGGCGGACGACAUACUCUAUGCGAGGUUCGGGAAGAUGGCGUUGGUAGCGUGUAGCUUCGCCUCAAAAAGCGCCACCCCGCGGACGGCAACGAGAACACGCUCGAAAAAGGUGAAGUGGAGAAGGAUCUCGGCAUCGAAGAGAUCAUGGCGACUUCACUGGUCUUACAGGAGGUGGAAAGGGCACCUACCCAACAAUCUGAUGGCGCAAAAUCAGGAGCUGAGGGUACUUUAGCUGAACCUCCACAAGAGUAGGAUCGCCUCAGCCGAGCUCCUUCUCAAUUUAGAGAAGGGCGGCUACGACGUGGCUCUAGUCCAGGAACCAUGGAUAGCUUCGGGAAACGUGGUCUCUGGGCUAAAGUCCAAAAACUUUAUAACAUACAUCCCGAGCGUAACCAACAGGAUGACUUAACGGUGGUGGGUGUAAAGGGUGUCAAGGAUGAGCUCAUACUCCUUGCAUCCUGCUACAUGCCACACGAUAGCGAGGCGCCAACGGCGGAGCUCCAUAGACUGGCGGUUACAUCCAGUGACAGGAGGCAGGCGCUGGUGGUGGGCGCCGAUGCCAACGCCCAUCAUACGAUCUGGGGAAGCCCAGACAUAAACCAGAGAGGUGAGUCACUAUUCAACUUUAUCAUUCAAAGUAGUUUAGCGAUAGCCAAUCGAGGUGAGGAACCUACUUAUAUAGGACGCACAUCGAAGAACGUUUUAGACAUUACUCUAUAUACAAAUAGAGGUGUAGUGAUGGAGAACUGGAAGGUGUUAGGUACACCAUCAUUCUCUGAUCAUAGGUACAUCUACUUUUCCAUUCGAUCGAAAGCGAAAAUAAGAAGUGUAGGUAGAAGGGAUCCAAGAAGGGCAAAUUGGGACCUCUUGCACCUUGCACUUUUAACUCUCACAAAGAACUAGAGGAGGGCGUAAAAAUAUUUACAAAUGCUCUCAACAAGGCAUUCCAAUCCGCGUGUCCUCAAUUACAGCUGAGGCAAAACACAAAGCCCCCCUGGUGGAACAAGGAACUCGGGUCCUGCAGACGCAAGGUACGAGAGAUGUUCAACUGGGCCAAAAUAGCAGAGAAUAAUGAAUGCUGGGGUGAAUAUAAAGAUCUGCUACGAGACUACAAAAAGCUAUUGCGUAGGACCAAGCGUCAGUCCUGGAAAAGCUUUUGUGGCAAGUUUGAAAAGACCAAUGAGGUGGCAAGGCUCAGGAAGUUGUUAUCCAAGAGUCCCGCUCCACCUGGUCUGAUUCGCAAAAUUGACGGGGAAUGGACGCACAACUGUGAGGACUCAUUAGAGGACCUUGUCAACGUGCACUUCCCAGGCUGUAAGAAUACAGUCACUCCUGAGUGUGAAGAGGAAUGUCCUAGGAACUUUCUUGAACAAAUUAUCACGGAUGACAAGAUUGAAUGGGCAAUUCGCUCGUUCAGCCCAUUCAAAUCCCCAGGUAUGGAUGGAGUCAUCCCAGCCAUGCUACAAAACAUACCACGGUUGGUUGUGCCGUGGUUAAAAACGAUUUUUAGAGGAUGCCUAAGGUUCGGGUAUGUGCCGCACUCGUGGAGAGAGGCUAGGGUAGUGUUCAUUCCAAAGGCAGGUAAGAACAACCCAACCUACUCAAAGGAGUUUAGGCCCAUAAGCCUAACCUCUUUCCUUCUGAAAACAUUAGAGAAAAUUAUAGACGUGCAUAUAAGGAACGCGGCGCCCCCUGGUAGCCUGUCCAAGGCACAGCAUGCGUAUACUAAAGGCAGAUCUGUAGAGACUGCACUCCAUUCACUAGUAUUUAACAUCGAAAAGGCCCUGGAAUAUAAGGAGUAUGCUCUCGGAGCUUUUCUGGACAUUUCCGGGGCAUUCAACAACGUUUCAACGGAAGCCAUUUUGAAUGGCAUCGAGUCUAUAGGAGUUGAACCAGCCAUACGGCACUGGGUAAAAAACCUCCUGACAUCUAGAAGGAUAACGGCAGAAUGGAACGAUGCCAGAACGACUAAGGAAGUCGGUAGGGGAACUCCGCAGGGCGGAGUACUUUCUCCGCUCCUUUGGACACUGGUCGUGAAUAAUCUGUUGAAGAACUUAGAAGGUAAAGCUCCCAAGAUAAUAGCAUAUGCGGACGACAUAGCCAUAGUAAUAACAGGAAAGUGUCUGCAUACUAUUAGCAACAUAAUGACCAGCACACUCAAUACUGUCCAAAAUUGGGCAACACAAGCAGGCCUAGGGUUAAAUGCGGAAAAAACCGAUCUGCUUGUUUUUACAAGGAAAUACAAAAUCCCUCAAUGGAGGUUCCCAUCACUAAACGGAACAGAACUAUCACCAAAGGACCGCACUAAGUACCUAGGAGUCGUCUUGGACAGUAAGUUACUGUGGAAGCACAAUGUGGAAGAAAGGGUAAGAAAGGCUAGUAAUGCUCUAUAUGCAUGCAGGCAGUUGCUCGGCACUACCUGAGGGCUUUCUCCCUCUCUCAUGCACUGGUGCUACACAGCGAUAGUGAGACCAAUCAUGCUCUAUGGUGCUAUUGUGUGGUGGACAGGCUUGAAGAAGUCAACUUAUCGAAAGCAAUUGGAAAGGGUUCAGCGACUCGCAGCUCUCUGUAUAACGGGAGCUCUGAGAACCACCCCUACGGCAGCUCUUGAACGGAUACUUAACCUGCCGCCGAUAGAUCUCUUUGCCGAAACUUAUGCGGCAAAAUCUGCGGGGCGACUACUGGCGGGAGGGGAAUUUACGCAUAGAACUUUUGGGCACAGCUCCGUGGGUAGGGGCAGUUUGGCAAGUACCGACUACUUGACCCCACUAAUGAUUUGGGAAAGAAGAUUCCGGGUGAACCUGGAAAAAGACGGCUGGCGUAAGGGAAUGAUAACCUCACGCAGCACAUUGAAUAUCUACACGGAUGGCUCGAAAAUGGAGGACGGGGUAGGUGCUGGAAUAUACUGUCAGGAGUUAGGCGUAAAGCAGCCUUUUAAACUUCCGAACCACUGCAGUAUUUUUCAAGCGGAGGUAUUUGCUAUUGGGAAAGCCGCGGAGCUAGUCCUCAAUACAGCAGCCGGCUACUCCAAAGUCAAUAUCUACGUAGACAGUCAAGCAGCAAUUAAGGCAACAACCUCGGUUUGCAUUUCGGCCAAAAGUGUCUUGGAUACCAGGAUGGCAGUGGAGAGAGUUGCCAGGAACACAUGUCUUCGCUUCUACUGGGUGCCAGGACAUAAAGGCAUUGAAGGCAACGAGAUUGUGGACGAAAUUGCCAAGAAUGGUGUAAAACUGUCUUCCGGAAACGCGAAUAACAUUGGCAAACCCAUGCACUGUCUGUUCGAUGAUCUGGACAGGGGCAUGAAAAGAAAAAUCCUAGCACGUUGGACAAAUAUACCGGGGUGUAAAACCGCUAAAGCCAUGUGUAAAACCGUAGACCAGAAGUACACCAAACUCAUUCUGUCACUCGAUAGAAGGGACUGCAGGAGUUUGGUGGGAAUACUCACGGGUCACUGUCUGGUGGCGGCACAUGCCUACAAAAUGGGACUUACAGAUCGAGAUAACUGCAGGAAAUGUCAAGAGCGAGGUGCAAUAGAAACAAUGAAGCAUCUUCUGUGUGCCUGCCCUGCAUUGUCAAGGCAGAGACUUCGCUACUUGGGGGCCUCACAAUAUGAGAAUCUGGAAGAGGUAUCGAAAGUGAAGCCACAAAUGCUUUUAAAAUUCGCGUCAAGCGCAGGCAUCCUAAGAGAUGACUACUCCUCGUGGACAACGUGACGGCACUCCAUCUGGUAUCACAAAGGACCUAAAUAGGUCUAUGUGUGGCGUAUUGGCCUACCAGUUUAACCUAACCUAACCUAACCUAUUUCAUAAUUUUGAAUCCCUAAUCCCUUAAUUCACCAGGUGGUCCAAAUAAGAGUGAUCCCUGUAAUUGAACAAACUGUUCAUUUAUACGGGAUUCUUUUAAUUUUGAUGUGCAAUUAAGCGAAAAGUACCGUAAUUUAAAAUUUUGUUCGAAAAUAAUCUGUGAUUAUUCUUCAACGUAUAAUUCACAUUUUUUCACAUCGGAUUGUGGAACGACUUGGCUGAAGCCAAAUGAACAACUGCAAAUUAAAAACUUUAAAAUAGUUAAACUCAGUCUACGUGGGGACAUUAAAAUGUUGAUACAGCAUUAUUAGAAAAAGAUACCGGCGCCACUUGCACAGUAAAAUCAUUAUUCAUAUAUGGUAAUCCCUGAACAAAUUUCAGCACCAAAAUACAUUAUAUCCAAGACAAUUUCCUCACAUAAUUUUGCUAAAAUAUCUCAAAUAUUUAUCGAUAAACUAUAGUAGUAGUUGGAAGUAUCACAUAUUUUAGAAGAAAGUUUUGAGGACGAAGAUUUCACCACUACUUCUUUUGAUCUCACUCAUCUUUCCAACAUAUCUCCAAUUAAAAACAAGGAACUAGUAGUAAAGACACACAGACGUGCUCACCGCAAUUAUAACAAGUAAGGAAGGGCUAAGUUCGGGUGCAACCGAAUAUUUUAUACUCUCGCAAUUUAUUGAAGAAAUUUUAUUAAGAUAACAUACAAUUUUACCCAUAAAUUCGGUAUAAAGUUUAAUAGAAUAGCGAAAAUCGUCACAUAUUCAUUCAGUUUCACCAGCAAGGUAUACUAUAUACAAGACUAUAUGCUCACUCAAUUUUGCUAAGGUAUCUCACAUAUUAACCAAUACAUAUAUGCGGAAUAAAGCCCACCGUAUUUUGGAAAAACCUAUAAUUAUUAUAGGUAUAUGGGAACUAGGAGAUGAUAUUUUUGAAAAACCUAUAAUUAGGUAUAUGGAGAUGUUAUGACCCGAUUUUAAUAAUUUUUGGAACAGAGACACACUAUUAGAAGAAAAUAAUUUCCUCGAAUUACAUUAAAUUAGCUGAGAGAUUUACCCAUAUUUUCGGUGAAUAAUUACCCUUUGGCACUGAGUUCCUCAUGUUCGAUACCCGGGCCUUGAAAAGUUAUAGCACUAUUUCGACAAUUUCUCCACAAGUGCAUAUAUAUUAUAAAGUAAAGAAAUAAGAUGGAAUUAAAAAUUGAGUUAUAUGGGAAGUAGGCCUGGUUGUGAACCGAUUUCGCCCAUAUUCCACCCGUGUCAUCAGGGUGUCAUAAAAGUGUUAUAUACCAGUGUUAUAUUUCAUUGAAAUCGGUCGAGUAGUUCUUGUGAUAUGUUUUUUGACCCAUAAGUGAUCUGAUAUUUCUUCUGUAUAAUUUAGUGUUUCUGACGUUUUUCGUUAGUGAGUUAACGCAGUCAUUUUCAACAUAACUCUUGUAUGGGAGGUGGGCGUGGAUAUUAUCCGAUUUCUUUCAUUUUUGGACUGUAUAAGGAAAUGUCUAAAAGAAACGACUGCAGAAAGUUUGGUUGAUUUAUUAAUUUGGGAGUUUUAUACAAAAACCCUAUUUAAAAAAAAAAUUACAUCAAAAUGUGCACCUCCCUAAUGCGAUCCUAUGUUCCAAAUUUUAUUUAUUUAUGUAUGGCUUAGUUAUCACACUGUAUAAGUUUUCGGUUUUCGCCGUUUUGUGGGCGUGGCAGUGGACCGAUUUUGCCCAUUUUUGAAAGCAACCUCCUCAGGAUGCCAAGGAAUUAAGAUAUCUUAAUUUUUACUCAAGUUAUCACACAGACAGACGGACGGACGGACGGACAGACAUCCGGAUUUCUACUCCACUCGUCAUCCUGAUCAUUUAUAUAUAUAACCCGAUAUCUAACUCUUUUAAUUCUUGGUGACACAAACAACCGUUAUGUGAACAAAACUAUAAUACUCUGUGCAACAUGUUGCGAGGGAAUCAAAUAAAGAUGGAAGAAUAAAAUUGGAAUUAAAAAGUUGGGCAGAUAAUCAUAAGUGCACCCAGUACAGUGAUACCGUUAAAUAAAAUCCAUUAAGGACUGCUUUAAAGAUGUGUCUCGUUACAUUUUUUUUUAUAAUUGUACCUAUUAUACAAUGAUUAAAUACUAACAACAAUUCAAUUCUAAUAACUUCAAAAUAAUAAUUAAAAGCUAAAUGUUAGAGAAAUUCAUUUGCUGCUACAGUUGCCUUGCUAAGUCGGUUUUCUCGUUCAGCAGUACCGAUGAGUCUGGAUGCCUCUUAAUUUACAUGCUGUAUAAGCCUCAUUUCGUAAGUCUUUGCAAGUUUGGUUAUUUCGUUUUACUGAAUUCACUCCAAGAUCACGAUGAAGUCAGCAGAUCUAACAUACCGAGAGCAUUAACUAUACUUCUUAGUACCUUAUUUUGGAAGCGCUGAAUGCAGACAAUACAGUUUUAACUUAAGCAACCCCAUAGUUGAGCUCCAUAGGCCCAAAUUGGCUUUAGUACUUGAUUAUAGGUAAACAGCUUGUUUGCGAUUGAAAGCGUGGAUUUCCUACCGACCAGAUGGUAAAACUUAACAAAUUUGAAAUCUAGCUCGCAUCUUUUUUUCUUGACAUGCUCUUUCCAGCGAAGCUUAGCAUCUAAGUACUUAGCAUUAUUGUUAUGUGGUAUAGGAGUACCAUUUAUAUAAAUGGGAUGGUAUGAUGGGUUUAUUAAAGUAAAGUCUACGUGCAUUGAUUUAGAAUCUUUUAAUUUAAUGUGCCACUUGGAAGCCCUUUUAGUAAUUGCAUUGACAGCUGUUUGCACUCGAAGGAGAGAACAUUUCCGAACACUUUCGAUAGAGUUGGCAGCAGCGAUAUUGGCCUGUAAGAUGUGACGUUGUUGGCGCUGUUUACAAUGUUUACAAUUUUUUUUAUACAAUUCUUUGGUAGAUUGCGUAAUAUCUUAAUAUCUCUCCGGUUAUUAAAUCAAACCCAGGAGCUUUUUUGAGCAUUGCGUUCCUGAUAAUACUUUUAAUUUCUUUACAAGUAACUAGAGAAAUGCUGACGAGUGGAUCCAACCAACUAUUUUCACAGUUUGGUUCAUCUCCGUCGUUAGGUGUAAAUGUUUCUCAAAUGAUUUGCAAAUACUGCAGCUUUUUGUGCAUUCGUUUUGGCCCAUUCAGUUUCGUUUAAUUUUAUUGGUCCGACAAGUUUUAUUUGUUUAUUAAUAUUCCUUGCAGCUUUCCAGAGCGAAUAAUCGGUAGUUUUAUCAACAGUGAGUUUGGACAAAUACGUUUUGAAGGAAUAGUUUUUAAACUGUCUAAUUUUUGUUUUUAGUUCCGCUGUACAUCUAUUAAGCUCUGUUUUGAGAGCAGCCGACCUAAUUUUGUUUUUAGUUCCGCUGUACAUCUAUUAAGCUCUGUUUUGAGAGCAGCCGACCUAGUUUGCUGCCAUCUUCGUCGAAGUUUGCGUUUUUUAUGGAUACCAUCUAAGAUGUAUUUUGGGAAUUUGACCACGUGCCGGACAAAAUUACUGGUUUUUCACAUAAAGUUAGUAACACUGGUGAAUGAUCAGAGCUUAAAUCUGAGCUAUCUUCAAUACGUAAAUUGAUUUUCGAUACUUUGUUGAUGACAAAAAAGUCACGUAGAUCUGGUAAUUUCCUACUAUCUGCAGGCCAAAAAGUGGGUCUACCUGUCGAAAUGACAUUGCAUCCAAUAAUUUGUAUAGCUUUCAGUAGUUCUCGACCUUUGGUUGUAGUUAAACGUGAUCCCCAAUGAGUAUGUUUUGCAUAAACUCAUAUAAGUAUCAGUUUUGAUAUUACGCCUGGGCGGACUAGAUAGAGCAAUUAAGUUUAAUGACUGACUGUGCAUUUUUACUGAAAUUGCUGUAGCUUGAAUUUCUUCAGUCUUAAUCUGGGCUUCUUCGAAAUGUUUAUUAAUACUUUUGAUUAAAACCGUGCUUCCUCCCCAUGCUGUUGCUGGGUGCGGAUUGUGGUAUAAGUCAUAAUUUUUGAAUUUUAAAAAUGAAUGGUUCGUAAAAAGUGUUUCGGACAACAAACAUACAUCAAUAUUUAUGUCGUUUAGAAUAACUUCCAAUUCAUUUAUCAGUUGAAGCAUUCAAGGUGUACGGAUGUGCUUUUUAAUUCGCUCCGAGAAAUCUGAUUUUAUAUUUUCUUUUUACAAAAGUAAACAAACAUCAACAUAAAUAUCAUCGGUUAAAUUGUCAACAAACAAUCAAAUCAAAAUACUGUGCACAAAAAUUACCAUAAAAAACAUAAACAAAUAGUGCACAAAACAAAAAUAUAAAAACAAUAAAAUCAAACAAACUAUAAUUAGUGCUGAGCAGCCUCACCAGCCUCAUCCUUAAAUGCCUACUUCAGUUUUGUGGAGCCAACAAAAACAACUCCUGCCAACAAAAAAAGCAACGGCGGUGAUGAGUCCUCGCAGCGAUCAGCUGAAUUGGAAUCGAAGCAAAGGACGCAGUCGGCAAAAGCAGAAGUAAACAGAAAUCGCGCAACAACAAAUGCGUUGAUAGCGACAAGUAUGCAGGUACCAACAAGCACCCGGUUAACGAAGGAAAACAAAAAAGAAGGUGAGAAUGUACAAUGCAAGAAAGGACCAUCUAUUCAGGAGGUAUUGACCGCUACAUAAACACAAAAAGGAAAUCUAGUCCAAUUAAAUCAGCGGUCAAUAACAAAAAAUUUCAAGCAGGCACGCCAAAUGGUAAAAAGCCAGACAUUUUAAUUGGCAAUAGAUUUGCCUUACUGAGCAAAGAAUCUAACGACGAUGCGAAGGGUACUACUGCAGCAGUGAAUGCCAAACCUACUCCAAUCUAUUUACGUGAGCGUAGCUCAAAUGCGCUAGUCUCCAAAUUGAGCAAUUUAAUAGGCACGAACAAUUUUCAUAUAGUGCCUUUAAAAAAAGGUAACAUAGAUGAAACGAAAAUACAAACGUUCACUAAAAAAAGUUUCAUGGAUGUAGUGAAAUUCUUAUCAAAUAAUAACAAGAAUUACUACUCGUACCAAUUGAAGAGCUCUAAAGGCCUAGUGGUAGUCAUAAAAGGUAUAGAGUCGUCGGUAGACUCUAACGACGUUAAAGAAGCUCUUGAAGAAGGUGGUUUUAGUAUUAAAUCAGUAGUAAAUAUAUUUAACAGAAAUAAAGUACCUGAGCCAAUGUUCAAAAUUGAAUUGAUGCCAAAUAAUUAACAACUAAAGAAAAAUUAAACACAUCCAAUUUACAAGUUAAAAUAUUUGAUCCAUCGUAGAAUCACCGUCGAGGGACCACAUAAAAGAAAUGGUCCGGUCCAAUGCACCUACUGCCAAGAGUAUGGGCACACGAAAGCAUAUUGCACUCUACGUAGUGUCUGUGUGGUGUGUGGUGAUCUGCAUCCUACAUCAAAAUGUACUCUUAAAAAAGAGGAAUUAAUUAAAAAAUGUAGUAAUUGUGGUGGAAAUCACACUGCAAACUAUAGGGGUUGCCCAGUAUACAAAGACUUAAAAACUAAAUUGACUGUUGGAAUUCAAACACGCCGUAAUCAAAUGAUAAAUAUCCCUUCCAACGAAAUUAUCGAAAUCCCUGUCCAAAUUUCAAAACAAUGUAUUCUUAAAAAUAAUGCUGCACAAGGGGGCUAUGCAAACGUGGUAAAAGGCAACAUAACACAAAUGCAAUUGCCCCAAAACCAACCAAAUGGAAGCAUUGAAACAAUGAUUUUAAAUCUUACCCAAUGUAUGACACAAUUUAUGUCAACAAUGCAAAAUAUGAUUCAAGAGGUAAUCAAAGCCCAAAACCAAAUGUUGCAAACUUUUUUAAGAAAAAAUUAGCGUACUUAACAUUUGUAUAUGGAAUGCUAAUGGUGUUAACCAACAUAAAUUGGAGCUUAUUAAAUUUCUGAAUGAAAAUAAUGUUGAUGUAAUGCUGUUGUCAGAAACCCAUCUUACGAAUAAAAACAAUUUCUUUAUACCGGAGUAUAGACUCUAUGUUACAAAUCACCCAGAUGGAAAGACACAUGGUGGAACAGCAGUGUUAGUUAGAAAACGACUAAGCCACCACGCAUUAGAAUCUCAUGCUACAGCGCAGUUACAAGCAACAACAAUAUCUAUAAAAAAUCGUUGCGGAGACUUAAAGCUGACGGCUAUAUACUGUUCACCUCGUUUUAAAAUUACGGAGAGUGAAUUUAAAGACUUUUUUGAAACGCUAGGUCAUAGAUUUGUAGCAGGUGGAGAUUACAACGCAAAACAUAUGUAUUGGGGCUCACGACUUAUUAAUCCGAAAGGACUACAGCUGUAUCAUACUAUUAUAAACAGGCGCAAUAACCUUGAUAUAAUAUCCCCGGGUAAGCCGAUAUAUUGGCCUACUGAUCGUAAAAAAAUACCACAUUUAAUUGAUUUUGCAGUAAUUCACAUAACAGUAGAUACAUGUACUGACCUUUCUUCUGAUCACUCUCCUAUACUAAUAAAGUUAUGUGAUCAACCCAUAUUUGUUGAAAAGAAAGUGGGCCUAACAUCACACAAAACGAACUGGCUAAAAUACAAAAAAUACGUAAGUAGCCACAUUAAUAUUGAAUACAAAAUAAAUACAGAAGGAGACAUUGACGAAACUAUUAGGGAACUCAAUGAUAUAAUUAUUAGCGCAGCGGUCUUAGCAACACCAAAGAAAAGCUAUAAGCCACUUGGUCACAGAAAAAUCUGUAAUAGAGAAAUAGAACAGCUUGUAAAUGCUAGACGAGAAUGGCAGAUAAAUCGCUCCCCUUCCACUCAGCUUCAAUUGAAAUCUGCUGUACGCAAAUUAAAACAAGCGCUCAAACGCGAGGAAGAACUCAACAAUGAAAUAUAUAUAAAGAAGCUGUGUCCAAACUCAAGCAAGCAAAAUUUACUUUGGAAAGCCCAAAAGUCCAUGAAGCCACCAGUCGACUCCAACAUGCCUAUACGAGACUUGGGUGAAAAUUGGGCUCGAAGUGACGAGGAAAAGGCUACUUGUUUUGCAAAUCAACUAGAAAAGGUAUUUCAACCAAAUUGAACAAAGAAUAACUUUAAAUUGUCAAUCUUACCUAACACAGCAAAUGAGUCGCCCGAGUCCUUUAAGUCUUCACCUUCUGAAAUUAUUGGCAUCAUAAAAGAACUUAAUCCAAAAAAGUCGCCAGGACAUGAUAAUAUCACCCCAAAAUUGCUAAUUGAGUUACCAAAUAUUGCUGUAGAGGUGCUCUCUUUGCUCUUCAAUGCAAUUCUAAGUUUCGGAUACUACAAUUUCGUGGAAAAUGUCGCAGAUUAUCCUGAUAGAUAAACCUGGGAAAGACUUGACACAGCCGUCUUCAUACAGACUAAUCAGUCUUCUACCCUGCCUUUCGAAAAUAUUUGAAAAGGUGCUACUAUCAAAGAUGUCUCCUUUCCUCCACGAAAAUAAUGUAAUACCAAAGCACCAAUUCGGGUUUCGUGCAAAACAUAGUACAAGAGAACAAGUAAAUAGAAUAACUAACGAAAUAAGAAAAGCAUUCGAGCACAGGAGUACUGUUCAGCUAUAUUUCUAGACGUAGCUCAGGCAUUUGAUAAGGAGUGGCAUGUAGGGCUUUUAUAUAAGAUUAAAAACAUUCUACCUUUAGAAUUGUAUAAAAUAUUGGAGUCUUAUUUAAGAAAUAGAGAAUUUACGGUUAAAGUGGGAGACUUCAUAUCUGAUGAACGAAAAAUAAGGGCUGGUGUACCACAAGGCAGUGUUUUAGGGCCAACUCUGUACAUAAUAUAUACUGCUGAUCUUCCAACAGCUAAUAAUUAUAGCAUCAAGAAUAUUAUUGGAGCACUUAAGAUCUAUCGAAGAAUGGUAUUCAUCUAGAUAGAAGGCUUUCGUGGAGAAAACAUAUACCUAGUAAAAUAACGUGCAUGAAGAUAAGAGCUGCAAAUUUAAAUUGGCUUUUAAAUAAAAAUUCUAAACUUAGCUUAGACAACAAAGUGCUUUUAUACAAUGCGGUCAUAAAGCCGAUUUGGAUGUAUGGCAUUCAACUGUGGGGUACGACCUGUGCAACUAAUAUUGAUAUAAUACAAAGGUUCCAAUCGAAAAUGCUUAGAUCAAUCACGUGCUCACCAUGGUACAUUCGCAAUGAAAAUAUCCAUAAAGAUCUUGGUAUCCAUAUGGUGAAGAAAGCAGUAGAGGACAGCAGAUUGAAAUAUAUAUCUAAACUCCGUGAUCACCCAAACCCAUUGGCUAAUGCCUUAGUACAUUCCUGCGAUCAAACACGCCUAAAAAGAAGGGAUAUGCCUGAAUACUAAAGAGCAACGUUUCACCAAUACAGCUCAAUCACUUGUUUGAGCUUGUCUAGUUUUUUAAAUAGAUUUAAGAUUUUAUAACUUAUUGUUAGGCUUAAAGUAAAAGCAGAUUCAAUAAAUUGCUUAGCCAUUUGCGCAAAUGUAAGUUUAGAAAUUAAUGGGGGGGGGGUUCUUACUUCUUUCCUUCCUUUGUCCGCAACGGA